CGCUCAAGGAGACGGCAGUGUGUGAGGAGGACCCGCGUGUAUGCGCGCGCGCGUGUGUGUGUACGUGUGUGUGCGCGCAUGUCUCGGGCUAAGGUCGGAGAUUCCCCAGCACGCUGACAGGAGAGCCCCGCUUGUCUGAGAGCGGCAGCCGGCAGCGGGUGAUAAAGCUUCAAGUGAAGAAGAGCAGCGGGAGGAAGAAGAACCGGCGGAGAGCUGCUUCAUCUUGGCUUUUAAACUUGACUGCUCCUCCACGCGCUCUCCCGGCGCAGAGAAGGAAAGCAAACAAGUUGAUUCCGAAGAAGGGUCGAUUCAGCCAAAGCUGCACUAGAUCUUUUUUUUUAAGCAUCCCUUUGGAGCCCCUCUCCCCGUCCCUUCUGAGCGCGCAGUGACAGAAGGAGGGACGGGAGAACCGGGCAGACGGACCGUGAAGCUGCGCGUCUUCCCCGGUGCAGGACCCAUUGGAUGCGGGAUGAUGGAUUAACAGCCUAGGCUGUGCACGACCCCCUUGUCCACCUCGGGAUUAUUUCGGCUCUCACUGACCCCCCUCCUUCCCUCUCGAGAUGACCGAGGAAUAUGUUUUUCGGUGCGUCCUGAUGCUCUGCUGCGCGCUUCUCUCGGCCAACGCGAGUAACUGGCUGUACCUCGCCAAGCUGUCAUCAGUGGGGAGCAUCAGGGACGAGGAGACGUGUGAGAGGUUACGAGGCCUGAUCCAGAGACAGGUUCAGAUCUGUAAGCGGAGCGUGGAGGUGAUGGAUGCGGUGCGUCGUGGAGCCCAGCUGGCUAUAGAUGAGUGUCAGUUUCAGUUUCGCAACCGUCGAUGGAACUGCUCCACACUGGAGUCGAUGCCUGUGUUUGGGAAAGUGGUCACGCAAGGCACCCGUGAAGCAGCCUUUGUGUAUGCCAUCUCAGCAGCCAGUGUGGCGUUUGCGGUCACGAGGGCCUGCAGCAGCGGGGAGCUGGAAAAAUGUGGUUGUGACCACAAUGUACAUGGAGUCAGUCCAGAGGGGUUCCAGUGGUCAGGCUGCAGUGAUAACAUUGCAUAUGGAGUGGCCUUCUCUCAGUCCUUUGUCGAUGUGAGGGAGAGGAGUAAAGGCCAGUCCUCCAGUCGGGCUCUCAUGAACCUGCACAACAACGAGGCCGGCAGAAAGGCCAUCCUGUCUCACAUGCGUGUGGAGUGCAAAUGCCACGGCGUCUCAGGCUCCUGUGAGGUGAAGACCUGCUGGAAAGCCAUGCCACCAUUUCGCAAGGUGGGCAACAUCAUCAAGGAGAAGUUUGAUGGCGCUACCGAGGUAGAGCAGCGGAAGGUGGGCACAACCAAAGUCCUAGUUCCUCGCAAUUCCCAGUUCAAACCUCACACGGAUGAAGACCUGGUCUACCUGGAACCAAGUCCAGAUUUCUGCGAUUACGAUCCACGCACGCCAGGGAUGCUGGGCACGGUGGGUCGCCAGUGUAACCGAACAUCCAAGGCCAUCGACGGCUGUGAGCUGAUGUGCUGCGGCCGUGGCUUCCAGACACAGGAGGUGGAGGUGGUGGACAGGUGCAGCUGUAAGUUCCACUGGUGCUGUUACGUUAAAUGCAAACAGUGCCGUAAAAUGGUGGAGAUUCACACGUGCCGGUGAUGGAGGCGGAGGCACAGAGGGAACUGCUGAUAGACAAAAAAUGCCCCGUACUCCUGAUCGGCUAAAGAAAAGAGGGAGUAGGGAGGACUUGUUUAGUUCCUUCAUCUCCUUUAACCAUCCCAGCCUCCUACUGCUAUUCAACAGACACAGACUGAUUGCCCGAGAGGUCAAAGGUCAUCUGAUCCUUUAUUUUUUUUUGCCACCUUAGUGGACGUCAGUAGAUUAGGCAUGGGAUUUCCUAUAAAGCUACAGUCUGUUUGUUUCUUCUCAAGUAGAGAGCAUCUUUCAGUUCCUGAUUCGCUCCCUCACAGUCAUAUUUAGUUUGUCAUUGAUCCUUAUUUUUGUAAUGUUUAACUUAUUUGUUGAGAGUUUUGCUGAGGGGGUUGACAGGGGCAGUUAUAGAAGGACUACAGACAAACCGACGAGUGGAGAUUAUCAUGGACAAACUAGACAAACGGCUAGGCAGUUUGGGGGUUUGGGGGUUGUGUUAAGGAGGAGGGUUGUUGGCCGUCAGCCCUCGUUGCUGCUGCUGCUUCAGGGACUCACUUGGAGACAAAAAUGGAGACUGCGAGUCUGUCACAGGACAGGCUAAAACAACAAAGAGGAACUCUUUGUGAUUUGCUUUCUGAGUAUACAUGGCUGCGCUGAGGCUCAUUUGCCUCUGAGUCGCUUAUUUUGCCCUCCGCAACACCCUGAUGCUGCUCUACUCACUCAUCCACUGUCUUCCUACCGACAAGAGGACGAUGACGGACGGACGAAAGCCACUGUCAGCUGUGUCCUGUUUUUUCAGUAGGCAGGUGAUGGGCGUCGGUCAAACAAAACACUCACACCUGCAUUCACCCACAGCUGCUAGCCACAAACACACACCAGACAGCUUCCAUGAAAAACACUUUCUACGUCAGCUUCGGCGCAUGUCCUUAGCAUCACCCUGUGUGCUCGUUUGAGAAUCGAUGCGGGUUCUGACCUUGUGCUGCACGCUGUCAUCUGCCAAAUGCUAGUCAGCUUAAUGCAAACAACACACAGUCAAGUUAACACACAGCGACAUGCCUGCAUCUCCAAACAGACAUAAUGUAAAUACACAUUCAGACAUACAAAGAAAGGGGUCUGCCAGAGGGUUGCCGAGCAUGUUCAUCACACAUGAUGACUGAAGCACUUUCUCUCCAAGCGCACAUAGAGCCCUCGCCCUACAGCAGCAAACACAAAAUCACACGACCAAGUGUUCCCUGUUCCUUUCCUAACACGCACACACACACACACACUACACACACAGUUUCUCAUGCCACUUUCAGGACUCUACUGUCAUCUUGUACCACCAUCAUAAAGCCAAGCUUUCCUAUAAUAACUUGCUAUCAUCAUAGAGACAUACUGUAGAUCUGUAAAGACUUAUACACUGAAGACUAUACUGCCUAUGAAUGUAUGUUAAUAAUGAAUAUAUGCU
Molecule: messenger RNA, 3057 nt
Organism: Pundamilia nyererei
Lineage: Eukaryota; Metazoa; Chordata; Actinopteri; Cichliformes; Cichlidae
Gene: wnt4
Product: wingless-type MMTV integration site family, member 4
Exons: 6
Coding region: 561-1619 (352 amino acids)
Biological process (GO): multicellular organism development; canonical Wnt signaling pathway; neuron differentiation
Cellular component (GO): extracellular region
Molecular function (GO): cytokine activity; frizzled binding
Source: RefSeq, a predicted model, not a curated record